UGAAGACAUAGUGUGCGGGCCACGCGCCGCAGCUGUCAACUUUAUGCCAAGACAAGCUGAUUACGACAUCCCCGCCUUUCCGGUUUCUCCCUCGGGUCGGUAACACACGCGACCUCACUGAUCGUCAGCGCGCUGCCGGAACAACACCUCAACUGCCCCAUUUUUACUCCAGUGCAUGCUUCGUUGUAUCACUGGGGAACGUGCCCUAACCACUGCCAAAGUUGUUUGCUUCUUCUCGGCGCCCCGACGCGUGGCACAAACCAAGUCGUAGAACACGUCGAGGUUGCGAGAAGAACGACCAGCAUUGAAACCUGCCUACAUCAUUACGCUUGAUGACGGAAGCUGCGCGCAGGUCCAAUGGAGCUACGUCGUCUGACAUGACGAACUCCCGAGGAAUGGAUGGGGGGAAAGACGUCUUCAAAUCAAGUGUUGCCAAAAACAGCUCACCAUCUAAGGACAAAGCUUCUUCCUCAUUAAGUUCUGGAACGCCAACGAAAACUUCAAAGAAGCGCAGAAAGGUCAAUCAUGCGUGCAUAUACUGCAGACGUUCGCAUAUGACUUGUGAUCUCGAGCGGCCGUGUACACGAUGUAUCAAGAGAAACAUCGGGCAUCUCUGCCACGACGAGCCUCGCGAGGGUGUCAAAAAAGCCAAGACAGACCCAGAACAGGCCGAAGAGCAGAGCGAAACCCCAGAGAAUGGAGUCACCGUCUCCGAUGCCGACUCAACCAUUCUCUCUCAGCAGGUUAGCGCUCCGGAUGUAGGGCUACAACUUGCACCGCCUCCCCUACUUCCUGAUAGCGGUGCCCGCACGGCAUCGAUAGCCCAAUCUGAACCCGCAUCAACGCCACAGCUGUCUUCCCUUACCCCUGGAAAUCAGUCCUUCUUAAAUUAUGGUGAUCUGGUCUCCCCCUCCCAAAAUAACUUUCAGGAUAUGCACCAACUUCAUCCCUCGUAUAACUUCAACGCAUCCGAAGUCAGUAAUGAGUACAAUUUGCUCAACGACUUUCUCAAUAACAGCCUUAUGGACGACGGCUCGUUCUACGGAGGUGGAGACUUUCAAGCUCUGUUCUCCGAUGCUUCUCUGAUGAAUCCCAUGGGCACCCUAACCAAUAAUUCUACCUUCAACCCAAAUGCGUCUCGAAACGCUCAAUUACUACCUCCACCUGCUCAACCCGCUACCGGAAACCCUAAGCAACGGCGGUCCAGUGGCUUUCCUAUGGAUAAGGCUCGGGAGAGAUAUCUUUUGACCGCUGCUGAUCCUGCUGGCUCGGAUAGCCCUGAAGAACGAAUGAACAAGCUUCUUAGAGCUAAGAUGGAUGCGGGGUUGUUGAGGCCGUUUAACUAUGUCAAGGGUUACGCACGAUUGAAUCAGUACAUGGAACAGAACCUACAACAAGUGUCUCGUGUGCGAAUAUUACGCCAGCUCGACAGAUUUCGACCUAAGUUUCGUGAGCGCAUCAACAAUUCGACCGACAUGGAUCUGGUGCGCAUUGAGAUGUGGUUUGACAAGAGUUUGAUGGAAUACGAUCGUGUGUUCGCGAGCAUGGCCAUACCUGCUUGCUGCUGGCGGAGAACUGGCGAGAUAUACAGAGGGAACAAAGAGAUGGCAAGCCUCAUCCACGUACCAAUGUCGAAGCUCCGAGACGGUAAUAUUGCUUUGCAUGAAAUUAUCGCUGAGCCGUCAUUGGUGUCCUACUGGGAGAAGUUUGGCGCCAUUGCAUUCGAUCACACUCAGAAAGCUAUCCUUACCAGUUGUUCGUUGAAGAACCCAGAUCCAAAUUCGAAGGAUCCUGAGAUUCGGUGCUGUUUUUCCUUCACUGUUAAGAGAGAUGCUAACAAUAUCCCGGCGCUGAUUGUGGGCAAUUUCCUUCCCAUCACAGAGGCAACAUCUGGUUCGUUGCCAUGUUAAAAUAUUAGUGGUGUAUGAAAAUUGCAUGGUGGUCUUGUAUGAAUAUCUUGCGAGACGGCAGUGCUUGAUUGGGUUCGGUAAUGUUAUGUUUUUGUACUCUUUAUCCUAGCAUGUAUUUCAGGUGAGUGUGGACUUAUCUGGGUCUUUUUGAUGCAGUAGCAGCCGUUAGCUGUGUCUAUAAUAUCAUGAGGACGCAGGUCUUCGGUGAGUAUCAUCUACAUUGGUAUCUACCUAGUUUCAAUAUUUAAUCGCC
This is a messenger RNA of Dothidotthia symphoricarpi CBS 119687, 2163 nucleotides long. RefSeq lists its product as uncharacterized. The transcript is spliced from 7 exons. Gene Ontology annotation, cellular component: nucleus. The record is from RefSeq and is a predicted model, not a curated record. Bases 333 to 1910 code for a protein of 525 amino acids. Gene Ontology annotation, biological process: regulation of DNA-templated transcription. Lineage: Eukaryota; Fungi; Ascomycota; Dothideomycetes; Pleosporales; Dothidotthiaceae. Gene Ontology annotation, molecular function: zinc ion binding; RNA polymerase II transcription regulatory region sequence-specific DNA binding; DNA-binding transcription factor activity, RNA polymerase II-specific.